Messenger RNA from Haplochromis burtoni (Burton's mouthbrooder), 15616 nucleotides. It is a transcript of the gene sema6cb, whose product is annotated as sema domain, transmembrane domain (TM), and cytoplasmic domain, (semaphorin) 6E. The transcript is spliced from 19 exons. Lineage: Eukaryota; Metazoa; Chordata; Actinopteri; Cichliformes; Cichlidae. The coding region runs from base 9541 to 12813 and encodes 1090 amino acids. Gene Ontology annotation, molecular function: semaphorin receptor binding; chemorepellent activity. Gene Ontology annotation, biological process: negative chemotaxis; positive regulation of cell migration; negative regulation of axon extension involved in axon guidance. The record is from RefSeq and is a predicted model, not a curated record.
UCCUUAAUAUAAUCAGGAUAAUAUCUUAGGAUAUUUCCAGCAUUGUACUUGAGUGAGGGCUCCUGGACACCUGAUUUCACUCCUUUGCAUUUUGCUGUGUUCAAUAUUUAAGAUUUAAUAAGCAAUCAAAUGGUUCAUGAGGUUUACCCAAAAGUACAUUGAAAGUGGCAGCUUGAUGGCACCAUUAGAAACGACCAACUUCCAUCUGAUUGAAUAUAAGAAUUAGAUUUCCAUGCUAAAUUUUGAAUUCAGCAGUGCAGGACAAAACAGAAGUUUGCUUUAGAUGGCUUUAUGAUCUGUAGAGCAUGCAGCAUCGUCUGCCCUUAGACACAUCAUUGAGAGAAGCCAAACAUGUACCGGAAAAAAUGGAGGUAAUGGUUGCAGAAACGCAGGCGAGGAUGUUUUAAGCAUACCACACAAAUACAUCAAAUUAACCAUGACCAGGCUUUACACUGCGUUCCUCUGUGCAUGCUGUAAACUCUUUCAGAAGCAUAAUUUCACACAAUUUUGUGUAUUGCUGAUGAAUGUGAGAAAUGAUGACAUGUUUGUCUGCCAUGAAUUUGAGUGCAUAAAGUUCAUACCCUGUGAGGCUCACAUUGGCCAUAGUAAUAAGAGAAAACCAUUUGGCAGUUAAGAGCUUGAUUGUAUGACACAGUGCAGGUCAUGAUUUCAUUUUGUGUUUUUCCAAAAGCAAAAUGACUCGAGGGCUUUCAAGCAAAGCUCUGCCUCACAGAAACAGGUAGACAAAUAAACGUGUAAAAAUCGUUUGUAACUCGAACACAUUGUUUUCCUGGGGUUGGCAGAGGCUUUGUCCCCACGAGCUGUUAUUUACGAUGAUCUGACACUAUGAAUGCUCAUGUUGGACUCUUGAUCUCUUUAUUCAUACCACCUUUCAAAGCUCCACUGUUGUGUGAUCCCUCUUUUGGCUGGCUCUGCAUAUGUGCAGCACAGGACCAUUGUAGAGUGUUGCGCGUCAGUCAGAAUGAAUAGGAGCCCACCGCUCUUGCUUUGCGGUGUGCUGACAGCAGGGAAACAAUACAUGAUAGCUUGGUUAGAAGGUUGAGUUUGUAGGAAUUAGGUUGUUGGUGUUGAACCGGAUCACUGGCAUCACGGUGGCAUAAGGGGCCCCGAUGUGGACACCCAUUUUCUGCCUGUCAUUAUUGAUGACACAAAGACGUAUCAAAAAGGGUGAAAUGGGACAGAACAGCAGUCAGUGCGGGUGCAAAGGCGUGAAACAUGAUCAGACCACUCUGUUGAAUAGUGGUAUUAUGGUGCCAAAAAUGUGAGCGAGAGAGAGAGAGAGAUGGGGGCAGAAAGAGAGUGACUGGCAUUGCUUUCAUAUCUUGUCACCUACUCACUCCACAGUGCUGGCACUGUGAAGCAUAGUUUGAUGCAUAGUUUAGAUGUAUGAACAUUUGUUCAUGGCCCACAUGGUUUUGCAAGAAAAACAAAAAGGGUCUUUGCAUGCCAAACCAUAGCAGCCGAAAGCUGCAGGCAAAUCCUGCCCUCUGUCUUAAUUUGUACAACUUUACAAGCAGGGCACUGAGCUAAAUUUUCGAACCUGCAUGAUAUGAAUGAAAAUCACAGAGGGGUUAACAUUUUAGAAUUGUUGUCUAUUUUUUUUUCCCAGUUUAUUCAGAUAACAGAUUAACAUUCUUUUCCACCCCAUCACUUCUCUGCAUGACCCUAGUUUUAGCACCUGUCUUUUCAGCUACAAAUAAGGAAAGCUGUCUCUAAAUCAGUAACACACUGAGAAUGCAGCUGUCUCUGUUUCCUCCUUUUUAUUUCAAAAUUAAAUUGUGGAUUUUUUUUAAAUUUUUAUUUUUUUAGUUUGUUUUUGCCUUUUCCUAAAAACUCAUAUGGUUAGGGAGAAAAUGUGACAUACAUGCUGGCCCACGUUUUAGCCCAGGGUGUUGCAAUGUGGUUUGUACUGGAGUCACCAGGAUGCCCCCCCGUGUAUAUUCCUUUGUCUUUGCCCUCUGAUAAACUUCAGUUGACCUCUCUCACUGCAUGUCUCGAGGGCUUGAGUCUUUGUCAGUGCCCUAAUUUUCUCCUCCUUACCCUUUUUCCCAUCUUCAUUCCUGACUUGCGCUCUUGUUCAGUGUUAAAUGAAGGCAUGGCCACACUUGGAUGUGCUGUGACAAAUUGGCACACAGGAGGCAGAUGGUGAUGGGGAGGAGACUGGUUGUCAUGCCAUUUGCUGUAACGACAUGAAUUGAUCUCCGUGCCACAGAGCAGCCAAACACGCUUCACUUGUGUAAUCCUGACUUUGGUUAGCGCAUACGUGCAUGCACACACACGUAUGCCUACACACACACCCCAACAAACUCUGUUCCACAUGCCACACUACACCAGCCUUCCGUCCCCAUUAGUAUCAAUGAUGUGUGCAGUGGAGGCGCUCGCUAACUGUCAUAGGCUCUUUGCUUGGAUCCGCUCAGAGAGGCAAAGGGAUGCUCAGGGAUUUUGACAGAGAGACAGAGCUCAGACUAAUGGUAGGCCGGUGAGAGUUGGGGAGCCCUAAAAAAGAGCCUACGAUAGGCAUAGCUUUGCCGGUGUACUGUACGUGUCAGCCAGCUGUUCUAUUUACAGAGCUGCUGUCUUAACAAUGUUUGCCCAUGAGGCUUUGGUGCAACUCGUCUAAAAUCCCCAUGGGUGUUUUUUAUUGCAACAUGACUUCUGGUAAAAUUAUAGUUUUCCUGACAGGACUGGCAUUGCUCAUUAGGCCUUCCAAGGGAUAUUAAAUUUGUUCCCCAAUUGGGUUUUCUUUGUAGCUGCAUUAAAAUAUACUCAUCUUAGCUUAAAUUAUGUGUGGAUACACAAGAGACUAUGUGUUACGAAUCGGUGUAAAAUUAAAAAAUGAAGCAAGCUUUACUUUAUAAUGUUGGCACUCUUGACACUUGAGCAAAAAGGUAAAGGGUCAAGGACAGGUUAACAGUUAAACUACUAAAAUUCCUGCUGUAGUAUCUUACAAAUAGUUGUCAGUUUAACACAAAAACAAGCGGGUGCUUUAGAAUGGAGAUGGCGUAGAUACCAUCAGACAGGAAGUCUUAUCUUAGUGUAAGACUGAUGAAAUGCCCAACGAACCAGUGUUUGAUUGGGAAACUGCAGAGAACUGAGAGGUUAAUGGAUUGUGGUCUGUAAAAAUCACAACAAGUACUGAAUUCACGUACACGCCAAAACACUGUAAAGGCCAGCUCAAUGACAGGAUUUCCUGAAGCAGCGGUUCAGAAAAUCAAAUUUACUGAUGAACUUUUCUACCCCUACCUGAUCGAUACAGUCUUCAAUACACGGUAGAGGGUAGGAGUACGAGUCUGUACAAAGUCUUGGCAUGUUGUCAGACUUUGACAAACAUAGCAAUGCCCAACUAGAACUGGAACGUCAAGAUAUUUUCGUCGGACAAGAUAAACCCAGUAAAAACAUGUGAUUGGAUUUUAAGUCUUUACAUCUAUGUUAUGUUCACUCAGCUGACUCUUAUAUGGCUUCAGUAGAGUUACAUGACAAAGCUGCUUAGAAGCAGUAUGAUCAGAUAAUUCUGAUUUGAAACCAUUCUCCAAAACUGCGCACAGGCCAGCAAAUGUCAUCUAUAAUAGGGAACUUAGAAUGGGCAACGGGCUAACAUCUGAUCUCCAGGGAGAAAAACGCCUCUCUCGCUCUUUCCACACGCUGAUCAUAAAAGCUCCUAAUUCUUCUCUGGGUGGAUACCAAACUCUCCCUCGUCGGUUUCUAUUCAUCCUGGAACAACAAGGCAAACCCUCCUCCCAAUCACGCUUAAAUUGUGCACAGUAUGCGCGCAAGGCAGACUUCACUAUGUGGUUAGGCUUACUUGAGCCUUGGCAUGUGUCACAUGGCUUUAUGUAGGCUGUGACAUUUCAAUCGUCGCCAAAAAGCGUAUGUGAGGAUGCAUUCAUGGACACCUGCAUGACCUAACUGAUCAUGAGAAAAGUGGAAAACCACGUCAUGGAAUUCUAGACCGAACUGACCCUCUAUCCCCUAGUUCCCUUGGCGACAGUCUGCCUGAUGUGAGUAAACCUUCUGCUGAUUUGCAGAAAACAUUUUUGAGUAUGUAUUAAUGUCCUUUGGGUGCCUCAAUAAAAACACCCCAGUGCUAGUACAUUAAAAACCACCAUGCAAAUAUCAGUCAGUUGUAAUUAGUCUGAUUUAAAGUUCUUAGCCAUGAUUGCCACUGUUAGAAUAUAAACAUGUGUCUUUCGUAAGGGAAAGCAAUCUGCUAGUCACAUAUGGCUCUAAAUUGAGUUAACCGUUAAAAGUACAGGUUUUCCAAAUGAAAGGGGAUCGUUAAUGGAUCCGAUUUUCUUUUCAUUAAAAGCCUGCAUUCAGUAUGUGGGCGAGAGGAUGGGAUAAUUGCUGGCUUUAGCGCUCCUCACCUGGAACGUGACAGGAUAACUUUCCCACGGUUGUUUAAUAUUCAGUGAACUCGCGAGCCCUAAGCAGGGAAUAUCGAUCAACACAUGUAAUGUAUUCCUUGCAUCCCUAACAGGCAUCUGUAGAGCAAAGAUCUCAAAUGGCAGAGUCUCCUUUCAUGAUUUUCCUCAAGCAGUGAAUUAUUCUUUUUACAGAUCACUAUUUAAUCUGGUAUUCAACAGUGUUUUGAUGAGCUUUAUAACUACAGAGAGAGCCAAAUCGACUUUUCUCUGAAACAUACCUCUCAGACUAAUAUUUGGACUUCAAAGCAACUUUUUGCUGACUUUUAUAUUUAUCAAUGGCUAAUUAACCUCACAUGGGAAAGCAGAAAUAAUGCAAUUUCUCGGGGCUAGCUUAACUAGCCAGCUUAGCAAAAAAAAAAAGAAAAGAAAAGUGCAAACCUCACACAGCAUGCAGUGUUUUAUGAGAUGUCCACACGCUAUUAGACACUCAGAGUUGCUGGACAGGAGCCAGUUUGUCAGUUUGUUACAAGAACGCAUACAAAUGCAUUUGUGCAUCUGUGCUUAAGCACAGCCGGCAAGCUGUGAGGAGGAAAACAACUCUCUGUUUGUGAUAACAGCUCUUUCAAUGUCAGAACAAACAGUCUGCUGGCCUCACUCCCCAUAACUACUCGUGUUCACAUUGGCCAUAUUCACACUGAAACAAAAAGCUUCCAGAAUAUAGAGUGCAAAAACAAACCUGCAGCUAAGUUUAAAUAAAUCAUCUCCCUGUAAUGGGAAAGAAGUAGAAGCGUAACUGCUUCUACAAUGUCAGCAAACAUGGCUGCAGCCCUGCCGUACACCACUCAGGCUUAACAUCUGUGUCAAGAACAAAAUUCAAGUGAUGUGGAUGUGCGCUUUACUUCACUCCCAGUUCUCACAUCUCUAAGUCAUGUUAUCCUUCUGCUCAGGUUGGAAACAUUAAGUGAAUUUGGAUAAUGAAGGUUUUGGAUUGCAUUGAGGUGAAAGUCAGGAAGCCCUCCAAAGUUUGACUCAAGGCUGUUUAUAAUUACAAUUUAAAUGAGCAAAGGGUCAACAGUUUGCUAAUAUUUUUUGUCUUAAACAACAAGUAAAGGUCAUAAAAUAGUGGCUCUUAUUUUAGAGUUGGUCUAGAUUUAAGCAUAAUUUAUGGUAAUGCUCUAUGCUAUUGAAUAAUGUUUACUUUGAGGGCAAAGCCUAAAUUAAUUCAAUUAUAAUAAAGUUCAUAUAUUUGCCCAUUGAAGUUCUGUCACUUUCACCCUUCAGAUAACUCCUGUGCACAUUAAAAUUGAUCUGUUUGGACAGUUGGCUGGAAUCCAAAAGAGCUGCUUGAGAUGGAAUAGGAUCUCUGCUUUUUGGCUUUCGGCUAUUUGCACUUGUUAGCUUGACACUGUCUCGCCAAGUUGAAAUAGUAAUUUGUUUUUUUGGUUCUUUUUUUUUUAAUUUUUUUUAAUUUUUUUUACUUUUUUGUCUUUGUUUGUGCCAAAAUCAGUGCUCUAGGAAAUCCUUCUUGUAACACAUCAAUUUUGGGGUCUAUGGUUAUGUUAUUUGUCACAUAAGCCCUGUUUUAAUUCGGGAAAUCCUUGAAUAUACAGGCUACAGGUUUUAGUUUCUCAUUACAUUUUUUUGUGUCAGGUUUGUCUGCAACAGGGUAUAUAGUGUGUGCAAGCAAAACAAGGGUUCGGGUUGGUGAUUACGGCCUUUAGAGUUUGAGUAGUCUAGCUACGGUCUUUCUCAAAACACAGAGAAUUGUGCUGUGGACAGCAAGUAGAUCAGAAAACCACAGAACUGCAAUAGAUGUAGCAUCUCAGACCUGCCUUCAGCCAACAGACUUGAAGGAGAGACUGAAGCAAGCCUCAAAGCCUGUUUUUAAUGACAGAAUGUGCUCUGUUAUUGAGAAGACUGAUUAAAAGCCUUUUGUGUCACAGUCUGGGCGGCAGUAGCAUAUGGCCGGAGGGCUUAAGCAUAGAAAAAAGAGAUCUGUAGUACCAAAUCCCUGGGACAGAAGCAAGGAAGUAAAGUCAUGGAGAUUAAAGUGAAUCUGCCUCAUUCCUCUGCUGCAGAAAAUCCUCAUUUGUGUAUAGGCUUUUAGCUGUCGAUUGGGGUGCAACACAUAGCACUGCACUGCAAUCAAAAAAUGACUGAACAUGUUAAAUUGGAAUUUAAAGGUAUGCUAGAUGACUUCAGGUUAGAGUUUAAUAAUUUCAGAAUGCCCUUUGGUGAAGCAGGCAUGUUUCUUUCUUGUCAUGUAUACCUUCGAGCCCUGCAGCCUAUGGCCCUCAACUGACCCCUGGUCCAAGUUUAAGCUUUAGGGAAUUUUGUAUUACAACUCUCAGGUUGGCUAAUGGAUCCUUUUAGGGAAAGUAAAUAUGGACCUCUUUUGCAAUUUCUUUAAAGACGUUUUUGUUUGCAAACCUCUGCCUGGCCUCCAUCCAGUGUCCAAAGUUUGGAAAUUCAGUGUAUAAAGAAAAACUCUGUUUUCACAUCGUAGAGAGUGUUUAUAGGUUUGGGUCCAUACUGUGAAUCUAUGUCAAAGACUUAUAAACAAACAUAAAAAGACAAAUGACAACUGUUCUUCCUCAUAUACACAUAAGAGUUCAUCAAGAGUGCUUGCAUUUGUCUCAGGCUUUUGUUUUAUACUUUCAAGUCACUUUCAGGGAAUUGUUGCACUGUUUCAGGGAACGGUUGGACUUUGGAUUGACUUCGCUCUAAUUACAUGCAAAUCAUGAAAAUGCAUUUAUAACACUUGUGUUUGUUAAUAUGUCACAGCUUAAAAAUGUACAAACUUUUAAAUCAAAGGAACUGUAAAAGUUAUGAAGUUAAAAGCACCAACGAUUCAGAAAUAAUGCAGAUAUAUUCCUCUAGUGAUAACCUGCGAACACUUUCACUGUCCCUCUGGAGGUGUGCAGGUUUGCGUUUAAAUUAGCUCAUGCAUAUUUUUGAGAAACUUUAUAGUUAUCUCAGUGAGUUUCUCCUAGACUCGAAAUAGUCUACCUGUCUCUUUAUUUACCUUUAAUUUUUUUUUCAUUUUGACUUGCCUGAAUGUUUGAAUCAGAGUUCAAAUUUUUCUCUGCUUUCAUCUUCCGAGAGUUUACCCCUCUGAGAUCUGAACAGUAUCAUUGCUGUUCUUCUUUUUGAGGCAAGCAAUGAUGUCAGUUACUGAAAGAGGAUCAGAUUUUAUAGCUCUCAUACUGCUUCAUCAGUACCCAGCACAUAUUCUUCAAUUGAAGAACAACAUGGCACUCGCUCCGCAGAGGCUCGUACAUAAUGAAAAAUAUGCAGCAGUUGAGCAUCAAGGUCAUUGUCGAAUAGGAUUUCUCAAGAGGGCUGAAAAGUCAUCUACAGAGUGAGCAAAUAAGGCCAGGUGGCUGAUGAACUCCAGGAAUAGUUUGACAAACCCUAUCGCCAGUGACAAAUUAAAGUGUCAGCGGCCGGCCUGUGUGGCAUCACAUUACCUGUGUUAUUCUGUGAUAAGUCUCAUUGCCGAGCCAGCAGCACAUGGUCGUCUGGAAAACAGCCUGAGACAGCUAUGAAGACAGAGGUACAGUAACAGGAGACCUGGGCAGAUGCUUGUCGCUGAGUAUUGAUUGGACCAGACGUCCAGACGACUUUUAACAGCCACUGACGCAGGCUGUCGAGCUAGAGUGGAAGCUACCUCUUCUCAGCUCCCACGUCAAACUGAAAAGAAACUUGAAUAAAAUGUGCAAUUAUGUAUUGUUACAUAGCAUCAGCUAAUAUGCUAAUGUUUCCUGGGGACAUAUAGCCUAUUUACACAUUCAUAUUCAAAGGUACUGAGCAGCCAUUAUGUUAGUUUGCGACACAGGCAGCUUUUACAAUACAUUUUCAUGUAGUACUAUUGCACAUACUGUAUUUUCUAGAUAAUAGCUAACUGCUAUCAUUAUACCAAAGAAGCUGGAAGAGUUAUUAUCCUAUGGGUACCACUUAAGGUUGUUUGGAAGUAACAUUCACGAUUACUCAUAGGAAAAGUAGUUUAUCAUACACCGUGGUCUUUAAACACAGUUUAAAGUUUAACGAGUCAGCUGUUGUUACACUUGCUGUUGUAAUAAGUUAACACGUAGCCUCAGAUUUUGAGAUGUUUGUGAUUGGACUGAUCCUGUGUCUUCAUUUAUGUUAUAGGAGAAUUGUGAGUAGGGCUGAGAAUGCUCCCAGGGUUGUUAGUGGUGGGAUUGCAUGGAAAAUGUAAGACGGAUGCAAAUGUUGACAUGGUACCUCAAACUACAUUGAUUUGAAUUCUAAUGUCUUGUUCUUUAUCUCUGAAAUGAUAUGGAGAGUCAUCACACCACUUAUCCCUAUGGACCAUGCCAGUGAUUUUCUCUUUAGUCUUCAUAAAACACCAGAAAUGGUGAAUGUAGCGUGCCUACUCUAAAUCUAGUUCAAAAAAAUUAAACGGGGAACAUAGAAAAUAUUUUAAAUCGCAAGCUUCUAUUUCUGCUGUUUCUUUGCUGACUUGCAUUAUGAGACUUUGUAAAAUUACAAGACAUGAAAAUAAAUUUGUAUCACCUUUAAAAUAGUAUUAAGGUGACACAAAAUAUAUUCACCAAACACCAAUUUGUUAUUUAAAUAGAAACCACAGUGGGAAGUGAUAAUUAAGAACAUGAAUUAUGACUAUUGAGACUUCCAAGUCAUACAAUCAGCAUGCCUGUCUGUUGUGUGAGGACACAGGACCUUUGACUAUGGCUAUCAAAAGGUGUCAUACAUCACCUAAAAUGCCUCUACGCAUACAAGAAUUCCUCUCGAAGUACACACUUUCUUUUGCUCUCAUAUACAGACACCUUCAGCCUCAUGUUAGGGCAGCUGCAAGAGUAAUGGCCCAAGGUCUCCUCCUGAACACAGACUAAUGAGAAUCUCAAAUACGACAAGCAGAGUGCAUUUAUCACGCACUCACACUUAAUGACACCACCACCCAGGCUCAACUGCAUGCUCAUGCCAGUAUCUAGCUCCCUUAUAGAUGGCCCCGUUUGUCCCUCUGCUUUUCUAUUAUUGUAGCUGCCUGGUCAAGCCUAGUGGAAGGAUGGAGGGGGCGGGGGCGGGGAGCAGAAUCAGACUCUGUGUUUGCAGGUUGGUUAGGUGAAUCUGCUGUGGGCCAUGUGUUACUGGUGAGGUCUCUUCCUCUGCCAAAAUGAGGCUGAUGGUCGUCUUGCCUCGACCCAUCCUGCCAGCCUUCCUGGCUCUUACCUUUGUCGCCUUCUUAGCUCAGCUGUCCUCAGGAGCCACGCCGUUCCCCCAAGACCUGGAACCAAUCAGCGUCGUGGGCAGAGAAACCUCGUACCUCUACCCCAGCUUCCAGGGACUCAUGUCAGACAAUGACACUGUCCGCCUGGGUCUGGAUUUCCAGCGGAUGCUAAGGAUCAACCACAUGCUCUAUAUCGCUGCACGGGACCAUGUGUUUGCCAUCAAUCUUGCAGCUUCAUCUGAGCAGAUAAUCCCACAGCAGAAGCUGACUUGGAAGACGAAGGAUGUGGAGAAAUGCACUGUGAGAGGGAAAAACAGCGAUGAAUGUUACAACUACAUCAAAGUUCUGGUACCACGCAACGACGAGACGUUAUUCGCCUGCGGCACCAACGCUUUCAAUCCCACCUGCCGUAACUAUAAGAUGUCGACACUGGAGCAGGAAGGGGAGGAGGUGGUGGGACAGGCUCGAUGUCCCUUCGAGUCCCGCCAGUCCAAUGUCGGCCUUUUUGCAGGUGGUGAUUUCUACUCUGCCACCAUGACUGACUUCUUGGCAAGUGACGCAGUUAUUUACAGAAGUUUGGGUGAAAGCAGCCCCGUGCUGCGUACAGUGAAGUAUGACUCCAAAUGGCUGCGAGAGCCCCAUUUCCUCCAUGCCAUUGAGUAUGGGAACUACGUGUACUUCUUCUUCAGCGAGAUCGCAGUGGAGUACACCACUCUUGGCAAGGUGGUUUUCUCAAGGGUUGCACGUGUUUGUAAGAACGACAAUGGGGGCUCCCCGAGGGUGCUGGAACGUUACUGGACAUCAUUUCUUAAAGCUCGGCUGAACUGUUCUGUUCCUGGUGAUUCUUUUUUCUACUUUGAUGUUCUCCAGUCUCUCACCAAUGUACUGCAGAUUAACCACCGGCCGACUGUGCUCGGAGUCUUCACCACACAGGCAAAUAGCAUCACUGGCUCAGCAGUCUGUGCUUUCUACAUGGAUGACAUAGAGAAGGCCUUCAGUGGUAAAUUUAAAGAGCAGAAGAAUAGUGAGUCAGCCUGGACACCUGUUCCAGAGGAGCAAGUCCCAAAACCAAGGCCAGGCUGCUGCGCUGGCGAGGGAUCAGCCGCCGCCUACAAGUCAUCCACCAAUUUCCCUGACGAAACUCUGACUUUCAUCAAGUCUUAUCCGCUCAUGGACGAGUCCGUCCCCUCCGUCAACGACCGACCCUUUUUCACCCGCACCACCAGCAGGUUCAAGUUGACUCAGAUUGCAGUGGAUACAUCUGCAGGGCCAUAUAAGAACUACACGGUAGUCUUCCUCGGGUCAGAUAAUGGCCAUGUGCUGAAGAUCCUGGCCAGCACUGAGGGAGCCAACGCAUCUUUCAGCACCCAGCUCCUGGAGGACCUUGAUGUCUAUAACCCUAACAAAUGCAAUGUGCAGGGGGAGGAUAGGAGGGUCCUGGGGCUUGAGUUGGACCGGGAUCAUCAUGCGUUGUUUGUGGCGUUCUCAAGCUGCGUGAUCCGUGUGCCGCUGAGCCGCUGCUCUGAGUACAGCCACUGCAAGAAAAGCUGUUUGUCCUUACGGGACCCUUACUGCAUCUGGCUCAAGUCGGGCAGCUGUGUCACAGUUUCACCUGGUUUCAGAGGCGGGUUUGAACAGGAUGUGGAGAACGGCUACCAUCAGCACCCCGAUACCUGCCACGAUGUCUUGGCAACCACUCGCAAGCAGAACACAGCACUGGAUUCAGCGUAUGGGAAGACCACACCCACAAGCGCCAGCACAACCUAUCAUGGGGCGGCAUUCCCAAAGGAGGCAGGUGACCCUGAAAGAGGUACAGGUCCUGAUCGCCCUCCCCCUGUUGGGGAACAAGGGUCACCUGACUCGGAGCCAAUCAGUGUGGAGAUGGAGGGUGUGAGGCGACCUCCAGAGCAAGACAAACCCAGUCCUAGUGUCCAUUAUACUCUUCUGAUUGCUUGUGUUUUGGUGGCCUUUGUCCUUGGUGCCUUCCUGUCUGGCUUCCUGGUUUCAUGCUACUGUAAUCACACAAGCCACAAGACCAAGAAGUUGUCGAAAGACCCCGAAGCCCCAAUCCCGCAUGCUCUAUCACUGCGCAGCCUGGCCAAGCUCAAUGGCCUCCUGGACAGCCAAAGUAAGGACGACAAGCUGGAGGUGUCAUCUCCCAAGAUCUACAACUCUUUCUUCGCCAACAGUAAGGAGCAUCACCCAUCGAGGAGAAAUGGUCAUCAUGGAAUGACAAUGGGAGACUUGGUCCAUGCCCAGCAUCACCAACUCCACCAUUCCUCAGAGCUGUCUGGUCUGCCUACACCAGACUCGACCCCAGAGCUGCCAAUUAAGAGCAUGAAAGCAUUCAAGAACCAGUGGGAGAAGAAUCAGAACUGCAACAAUGCCAAGGAACCAAAGUCCCAUAAUAUUGGCUCCAGGCCCAGCUCUGCCCUGCUUCACCAGCAGGUCUUCCCCUACUCCCAUGGACUGUCUAAUAGCCACUCAGCAGCCGGACACCUUCAUCCCGAUGAACGCAAAAUCCACAAUGUUGAGCGUGUGUUGUCUCAGCAGCCUUACGCUGGCUACUCUCAGAAGGUGAUGGAAGUAACCUCACUCGAUGAGCUUCUGAAGCACAUCCACGAGGCUAGCGGCAGCAAGAACUCUCAGCUAAUGAGCCCAUCUGGUCUGAUGGCCAGCGGAGGUGGAGGCCAGCUAGCCUUUGCCAACCGUAUCCAACCUCAGAUACCUGAGACAGAAUCAGCCCCCUACUACAGCUCAUCCACUUUACCACGUGACAGCCUCACCCGUCGCAUGGAUGUUCCCCCAGACAUUCCCAUGCACCACCAGUCUACCUUGGAGAGGAGACAUUCCUCCCAAAGGCAAUCACUGAUUGCUGCAGCCACCAAAAUGCCCAACGGAGGUGGAGUAGUAGGAGGAGGGGGAGGAGGAAUGAUCCCUCGCCAACACAGCUUCAGCCAACGAAAUGGUGGGCCCCACCAGCCACCUCCCCUUUUGGCGCGGAUGAACUCGACGGGCAGCGCGUGUGAGGUUCACUAUCCCCUGCUUCCCAAUGGAUACCUGGCACGUCAGCACAGUUAUAAUGGAGAACAGCAAGAGGUUCCACACAGGGGUGCGAUCGUCCGUCGGGCAGCUUCUCUCAAACCUGACGUCCCUCCCAAGCCCUUGUUCAUACCUGCCACAUCCCCAGUCAAUGAACAGGGAAAGUUCAACUACUGAGGGGUAUGCUCUUGGACUAAGAGAAGGAGCCUCCCCCCCUCCCCUCAUUGUGUCAUCUGUAAGAAACUUUGAAGAAAUGCAGUGAGUUUGGGGUUGCAGACCUUUACCUGAAAACGCAACCAACUGUGUGGCACCAGUGUCACUGUGGACAAAAGCCUCAACCAAACUUGUUUUUUGCCGCUUCUUUUUGUCCAACGAAUAUCUUUGUACCAUAUUGGUAUUGCUUAGCUACUUGCUUAUUAUAGAACCGCUUACUUGGGUGACGUGAUGCCACCUCCUUAUAUUAGGCUGCCAAUGUCCUCAAUGUGGAUUUACAAUGCAACUCCGUUUUUGGACACGUUGAUGUUGGAAAAACUUGACACAUCAGUCAUCUUGAAGACUUAAAAGCUCGAGGCUCGCUUAGAUUCAUGCUUUUGCUUAACCUUUUCUGAUGUAGUGUUGGUAUCCGGUCCCCACCCACCCCACCCUCGAAUGUGUUUAUAUUAUGCAUGUGUGUGUAUAUAUAUGUGUGUUUAUAUUUACACCGUAUAUGUAUACAUAUACAUAUGCAGUAUGUGUAACCUGUGGUUAAAAAAAAAAAAAAAAAAAAAAUCCCCUGAAAGUAGUUAUGUCUUUGCCUUACUAUACUCUCUCAUCUUUGGGCAUAUCAAACGAUCCCCCCGCCCAAGCCCUAAGAAAUAUCUUAGGGGCAUCAAAUGUUCAUCAAAUGUUGUCAUUUGGCUCCAGACACCAAUUCAAAUUUGGUCACAAUGACAAGACAAAGGAAAUACUUCAACAAAGCAGCUACACUCGCCUUCUCUUUUAUUUUUUCCUGUCCCAGCUGAUGUCAGGUGACAACAUUCGGGUCCAUUUAAGUUCUUCAAGAAUGUUUCGACAACAUUGGUGCUCCGCAACUCUAGUGGGUCUAAUAUUCUUUGAAAUGGAAACAACCAACAUGUUUCUCUGAAAUUUUUUGGACCCAAAGAGGACAAGACAAACACGUCUUGCCGUCUGGUGUUAGGAGAAUGAACACUGAACAUCGAACAGACUGCAGUUAUCAUAAUUAUUAACUCUGUGGCUAUUGGUUGUAAAUAAAGGAAUAAUUACUAGCCAAAUUUUAACUGUAUGUGUAAAUGUGUGCCUUAUUUAAUAAUAGUGUGUGACAUGGGCUUAGGGGUCAAUGCAAGGGGCUCAGAUGGCAACUAUGCUACAGUAUAUUGUAGGUGUUUGAUUUUUCUAUGGUUGUCAGUAUGUGUCAUACAGUAUCUAUUGUAUAUGUGAAGAGUUUCAUUCCAGAAUAAGAUAUUUCUCAUCGAUUCUAAUUAACUGAAUUAAUAGUUUGACUGUAACACCCACUAAUAAAUCAUAUUUUAUGUCAUAUAUUGACUAUAAUUUUUUUACAAAGUAGGCUAAUAUUUUGUAAAUUAUCUAAUUUUUUUUUAAUCGACGUAAAAUAACUAGUACCCUUUUUUCAGCAUUGUUUUGGAAUGAAACCCUUCGUUUUUCACUUUUCUUUUGUUUUCAUCCCAAAAGUGUGAGCCUACAGGUUUUUAAUGCGAGUGUGGGACACAGCAAGUACAAAGCCUGAGACUGCAGACAUUCAGGUUUGACUGUAUACUGUCACUUUCACCUGGGUGUCGAUUUCCUUGUAGGUGCCAUUGUUACGUUUUUGUUUUUUGUAGUAUUAUCUUCUUGGGUUUCUAAAGGAGCAGUUCACAGUUCCUCUUAAAGUUAUCACCUACAGAUGAGUAGCCAUUGUAGAAGUUGCAUUUACCUUAUGGGAGGAAAAAGUGUCUUGCUUGAGUUUUGAAUGUCAGGAUAUAUGUUUUAGCAAGUGUGUGAAACCAUACGGUUUCAGUUCUGUAUGAAAAUAAAUCCAGGUUGGUGGCAUGUAGCAUGACUUCUACAAUGGUUACUGCUGUAGAUGUUGACCUAGUGGUGCCACCGGGUGUUGAAUUUCAAAACAUGGACAAGAAAUAUGGAGCAGUGCAAUGAACUCUGAUCCGACAGGCUGAGAUUGUCUCUUGGAUCGAUACUUGGGAAGUGAUUGUGGAACCGGUUCGCAGGUGACCGUGCUGCCAAACACUGCUGAGGAUUUUCACCUCAUUAAAUGGUGAUGCCAGCCGGCUGUGCCUCAGACAUAUCACCCCUUCAAAACUCAACUGUUGUACUUUUCAGGAGAGUCGCUUUGACCACGAGUGGCUGGAACCGUGAUCAAUUCUGUGAAAACAGCACUAUGCUAUUUACUGUAUCUGAAAAUGGUGUUUAUUGAUUGAAAUUUCCCAGAGCUCAUUUGACCCAGUGUAAAGUUUACCAUUCACACUACUCCAGCUUCAGUAAAUUAAGGAAAAGUACCUAACAUUUGUAAGGAGAAAAAAAAGUUGAUUUGGUAAUUAACAGGCAGCAGAGCAUUAAAUAGCCUUUCAGACGGCAAAUAAAAAACAUCCAACUUGAUUUAGGGUUGGGGCGGCAGUGUUUCAUAAGAGGAAUUGUGGCAGCUACAGUGUCUCAAUGGAUUUAUUUUUCUGUUUUGGUCUAAUUUUUUUUUUGUUUUGUUUUUUUUUUUUUUUUUUUGGUAAUUUGUUUGUUUGUUUUUAAUCUGCCGGUAACAGAUUGUACGGAAAUGGGGACGGUCUCGCCUCUUAAAAGUUCUAUCAGUAUUUGAUUUGGUGUAAAUACAUUCUAUCUGGGCGAGGUCUCAUUGAUUCAGUAUUAUGUUUUUCUCCGUUUGAUUUCCAGGCUUUGCCUCUUGACUUACUAUGAAUUUGGUCUCACAGAAUAUCAUUGUAUGUCUCUUAUACUAGGAAUAAAAUGGAAAAUAUGA